CGGUACGGUAAUGAUACAGUAGUAACGGUCGCGCCAACUGUGUCAUGUGUCAUGCUGUAUCAUCUGUACUAUCUACCGAGAGUUUAAAGGGACAAAUUUAUCGAGAUAUUUGCGAACGGUUUAUACACGAUUCUGUUGGUUUUGGCAUAAAUUAUGGAAUAUGGACGUUGGUAGUUCCAAUUGUUACCCGUUGAACAACGAUAGCAAGGAAAAAGAGACGUCAUUUCAGAAAUAUCGAGAAGCCUGAAUCGCAAUAUUAUAAAAUUCCGCAAAUUUUUUAAAUUCAAUUUUUUAAAUUCGGUUUUGAACUCGUCGAACGCGCUCGAUGAUCGCUACUGUCUUCUGACACCCUCAGUCCGGUGUAAUUUUUCUCAAUAAGAAGAUUUUUCGUUGCCAGUUUAAAAUAAUGGGAAAUCCUGUGGAAAUGGUCUAUCGUCCCCAAAUUUCUUUGUUGAUUAUAUCGAGCAACGAUUGAAUUGUAAAUACGUCGAGAAAACAUGUGCAGAUGUUGCGGACUACUAUUGGGUGGAUGACAGGCUCAUCAAGGAUGGAGUCCAGCAAGAGAUCGAGGACGGUUAGUAACGCUGCUGCACAGUCCGAGAGCUCAGACUCUAUAGAGGUAGACAAUUCACGUACAGUCUUGCUAAAGAUAGCAACACUGUAUGCGGAGCGUCUUAUGAAUGAUAUCUGUCUUGUUGUGGAUGGCGUGGAAUAUCCGGCACAUCGACUCAUACUCUGUGCUUCUAGCGAUGUUUUCCAAGUGAUGCUGAUGAGCCCACAAUGGAGCGAGUCUCAGGAAAGCAGGGUAACUCUCCAAGAGACGCCACAGUGUGCACCAAUAUUUAGCGAAUUUUUGCGCUAUUUUUACACUGGCCAGAUAAGAAUUAACCAUAGCGUCGUUCUACCGAUAUUGUCCCUAGCCGAUAAGUACAACGUCAAAGAUUUGAUAUCGUUGUGCCUUGAUUACAUGCGAAAUCAUGUCGCACUGGCUGCUAUACAUGGCACUCUGGUAUCGUGGUUGCAGUACACGUUGAAUUGCGGGCAUCAUGACAUCAGCCAAGCGUGCCAAAACUUCAUCAAGUGGAAUUUCGAGCUUGUGGCCAAGACUGCGGACUUUGGAAAUUUUGAUUUAGAUAUCCUAGUGUCCUUGUUGCAUCAAAGUAGUUUAGUUGUAAAAGAUGAGAUGACGCUCUACAAGUGCCUAGAAUUUUGGCUGAAUUAUCAGGCGGGUCGUUUGCGAGCGCAGCUGUCGCCGGACGAGUUGGAGGCAACGUUGCAUCAGUUGGUGAUAGCGGUGAUGUCGCCCGUUAGAUUCCCGAUGAUGUCACCGCGACAACUGGCGGAUUUGCUGCUGUCGCCGUUAACGAAGAAGUAUAAGGAAUUCUUUGUGGAACGUAUGUCGAUUGGGAUGUCUUUUCAUUCAGGUCAAAUCAACAGAGUGAGAGAGGUCAGCAUGAGCGAAGAAGAUGGUGCGUUGCUGUUUGAACCGAGACUGUAUACCGUUGACACGUGUAGCUCGUUAUUGACCAUAGAGAACUUUCACAGUUUACCAUCUUAUCACAUGAGGACACUUGUAUUUUCUAGUCACUCCAGUUUAGCGGAAUAUGCGGGUGAUAGAGUGUGCGAGUGGGUAGUAGACAUUUAUCCCAAGGGUGUAUGGUUCAAGAAGUUUUUCCUUAUAGUCUGGCAGGGCACAGUGGAGAUGCCCGAGCACGUCAAGCGAUCAGUGAGAUUGUCGUUGACUUGCAAGGAGCCCUUAAAUAGUAACAUGCGCGUGAAAAUCGGGGUUUUGAUUUAUGGCUUGCAAGAUGGGGUUGAGCACAUUGCGAGAGUCACCGAGAUUAUUCAUAGAUUUAGUAAGAAAGAUCGCGUCUUGAAUUUGGACGAUCUUCUGCCGUUCGAGGAGCUCAAUCCACAACAGGGCUCAGUAUCGGAAAAUGUGGUAUCUCCGUUUUUAGUAGGCCCCAACAAAGACAUGCUCAAAUUACAUAUUGUUAUAUCGCCAGCGAAUUAACAUUUAUAAAGAAAAUUGCGAUAUACAAGAGUGUUAUAGAGUAGAGAUGUGCGAAGUAUUCGAAUACGCAUCGAAUCGAAUCGAAUCUCACCCGUUUUCAUUCGAUUCGAAUUUCUAUGAUUCGAAUCUGAAAUAUUCGAAAAUUUCGAAUCUAGAUGGUUCGAAUACAAAUCAUAUAUAUUGUUAAAUCUAUAAAAUUAUAUUUUUUGUUAAUAAAUAAGUGGAACCAAGUUAUAGAGUCACAAAAUUCUUAUCGAAACUGGAAGAAGAAUGUUAAUAGGUACAUUCAGUGAAUGCAUUUAGUAUUAUAAUUGCUGCAUGAGCUAAAUAGUCAAAAAGUUUAUUUCUAAAUUUUUAUAUGCUUUGUGACCCUAUCAAAUUAUAAGUAUAAAUUUGAAUUUGCGUAAAAAAUAGUAAGCUAUAAGUAUUGAUAAUAAAAUUAUUUUAUUUUAAUUUCUAUGUUUGCAAUUGGAUAAUGUUAAUGGAUACUACAUUAAAGUAUUUUAAUAAUUUAUCUAUGAUUUUUUGCCUGAUUUUAGUUACUGCGACAUUAAAUAAAAAUAAAGUAUAUUUUAUUACUUUUAUAUUAAAUAUUUAAAUAUAUUUUUUGCUUUAAAAGGAUUCACAUUAUAUCAUCAAUAUCUAUUAUUUUUUUACAUUAAAAUAUCCUAUUAUCCACGCGUUAAAAUUCAAUCUAAUAAUAAUUAUAUUGUUAAUUGAAAAUUGUAUUCCAACGAUUUGAUUCGAAUAAAAUUUUAUCGAUUUAUUUUUGAAUUCGAAAGAAGAAAUAAAAUUCGAUUCGCUUCGAUUCGAUUCGACAACAAAAAUCCUUGAUUCGCACAUCUCUAUUACACAGUUGUCGAGAAAUGAAUGUUAAAAAAUGUUCAUAUUCUACAUUUUUACCGGAAUUUUAAUAAGAACAUAUAAAUUUUGUUUCUGAGUGCUUCAUAUAUAUAUUUAUAAUGUACAAUUACAUUUGUUUCUUUUUUCUCUUUUUACGUUUAAGAAAGACGAAUAUUUUUCCAGUAUAUGUGAAACACUUAUAUAAAUAGAUGAAACUAUAAAAUAUAACGUGUAAUUAGGUAUGUUCCUGGACAUUUUAUUUUUAAAUCUCAUAUAUGAAUUGACUGACUUUAUCAGAUGUUAGGGUAUUUACAUUUAUGUGAUUCUAAUGAGGUAUAUGUAAUAUUACAUUGCAACUAUAACAUAUCAAAUGCAAUGUACUUCAAUAAAAAAAAAGGAACUUAGUAUUUAGUAAAAAAAAAAGAAAAACUUAGUCCCUGUUAUUGUGCUGUAAGUGUAAUUCUCUGAAGUCUAAACAUGUAAACUAUUCCUACAAUUUUGUGAAUUUUGUCUAACAAGAUCUAUUUGUAUGGGUGCAUGUAUUGUAUAUAAUUGAGAUACAAAUGUAAGUCGGUGAAGCUAUUAUAACAAUGCAGAAUGCGAGCUUAUUUCAUGGGUGUAAAUGUGCGUUAAUAGGCUUGUUGUUGACCGUGUUCCGCAAACCAACAUUUUCGUAUAACGAGAGUCGUCAAUGAUGACAGGACGGCAGGACUUUUUUUAAAGUAUAUCACAUAGAAUUUGCAAAUAUUCUGUACCUUCUGAAGAGAAGAAAAGAAAAAGCGUUAAGACUUGGGUUGUUUUUAAUUUUAUAGAUACAAUUUUUAGACACAGUUUAUUGUUACUAGUUAAUUAUUAUUACGAAUUUGAGAUAUUGGUUACGUCUGCGAAUUUUAUGAUUACUGCGUGUGAUUUAUCUAUCGUAUUUUAUUUUCCCCAUGAUGAAACAAAAGUUAUUAAAAUUAUUCCAAUUGCAUCUUAUUGUUAAUUCCCAUCAUUAUGUAUUCCUAAGUUAAGAAUUGAUUUUCUAUUUGUUCAUCGACAUUGUAUUCAUGUGCAGCAAAAUAAUCAGACUAAAUAAAACAUAAUAUUUAUUCUUAAAAG
Molecule: messenger RNA, 3958 nt
Organism: Temnothorax curvispinosus
Lineage: Eukaryota; Metazoa; Arthropoda; Insecta; Hymenoptera; Formicidae
Gene: Tango10
Product: BTB/POZ domain-containing protein 17
Exons: 4
Coding region: 506-2014 (502 amino acids)
Molecular function (GO): protein binding
Source: RefSeq, a predicted model, not a curated record